AUGGAACCUUUAGGAAAAAACGAAUUGGAAACUAUUUUUAAUAUAUUAUCUAUAGGUGAUAUAUAUAAAAAUUUUGGCAACACAGAGAACUCUAAUAUAUACGACGACAAUUGUACAAAAUUACGAAUUAAUGAACAAAAUAUUAAAAACCUUUGUAUGUUACUUCUAAAAAAUAUAAAUAAAUUGCCCAACUCGCAGAGUGAAAUAGAAAAGCAUAAUCUUAAUGCAUCUUAUUUGGCUUACUGGUUAAUUCAUGAAUUAAGUAAACUUUUUACAAGUAAUUCGGAUAAGGAUACUAGAAAUAUUAUUGAUAAAAUUAUUGAUAUAGGAAACGAGAGCUACUAUGAACUGAAUAAUAAAUAUUUAUUCUAUAACUCUGAUUUUGACUUCAAAUGGUCUAAUGAGGAGAAAUAUUUGAAUGAAUAUUUUAAAAAUUACAAUAAAAUUAAAUCGUGUCCAAAGGAGAAAAAUGAAACGUGUAUUAAGUAUCUUAAUUAUAUUGCAUCUAUAUAUGACGAACAUAGGAAGGAUUGCAUGUGGAAGGUAUGUCAUUAUUUCAGACAUAAUCCUAUAUAUAAUCCUAAUGAUCUUUUAUCAACAUUAAAAUAUAACAUUCUAGGAUAUGGGGAAUUAGAAAAUAAUAGAGUUCUAACAGUAAGCAGUAGGGAAUCAAUGAAUUCAAAUAAGUCUAAGGAAGACAUGGAAAUGAUAAUUAAAUAUAUGAGUUGCUAUGAAGUAUACGAUCAUGAAGAUAAAUUUUUUGGUUAUAAAUGCGAAGAUUCAGCAUAUCAUCGACACAGAGAAAGAGUGUACAGCAGAAGAAGUACUAAAAAAAAAAUUACAUCUAAUAUUCCUAUAUCCAGUGUGUCUGUUUCUAAUGUCAUGAAGGAAAUUAAAAAUUUAACAUGUAAAGAGGAUAAUGAUUUUUAUAAUAAUAAAAUAGUAGUUUGCAAUAAUCCUAAAAAACCCAUGUCAUUAAGUACAAGUGUUUCAAAUCAAGGUGAUAAUAACAAUAUCCAUUCUAUUUCAAACAGUGGAUCCGUUGUAUCUGCAAAAACAAAUACUAGGAAAAAUAAUUAUGUAAAAAUGAAUAUUCAAAAAAAUGAUGAAUUGUACCCAAUUAUAAAAAGCUAUGAUAAUACCGACAAUAUGUAUCCUGGAGUUACACAAUUAAAGGGAAAACGACAGGUAUCGGAGUUCAGACAUGAAGAUGAAAAAGACCAGACGGAUCAUAUUUAUAGUAAGAUGAAAGACAUGUUUUUAACAACUGUGUUUCAUGAAUUUUCAAAGGAAAAACUUAAGGACUACUUCGAAGUUAUAGAUGAAGGUAACUCAAAGUCUACAACAGAUAGGAGGAACCCAAUAAAUAUGAAGGAAUUAAAAGUAGAAAUUUCUGAAAUAAGUACACAACCCAAUUCUGUAUCAUCUAAUGAAGAUUUCAAGUUUACAAAUAAGGACAUUAAAACUUCUUUAGAAGGAAAGCUUAACAUCGUCUCAUACAUCACAUUCCGAAUUUUUUUUACACCGUUUGGAUCAUGGAUACGUAAGAGAGUAUCAAAGGAAACAGUAAAUGACUAUAGUGUUUAUGGAGUCCACAUAAAAAAUCAUCCAUUUAGUGCUUCAAAAACCAAGAAUACAUAUUAUAAAAAGAAAAGAAUUCAAAUAGCAUAUAAUUCUUAA
This is a messenger RNA of Plasmodium gonderi, 1680 nucleotides long. Its product is annotated as variable surface protein. The record is from RefSeq and is a predicted model, not a curated record. NCBI's taxonomy places the organism in Eukaryota, Apicomplexa, Aconoidasida, Haemosporida, Plasmodiidae. The transcript has 3 exons. The coding region runs from base 1 to 1680 and encodes 559 amino acids.